Messenger RNA from Mercenaria mercenaria, 6910 nucleotides. Its product is annotated as slit homolog 2 protein-like. Gene Ontology annotation, molecular function: protein binding. The transcript is spliced from 2 exons. The coding region runs from base 357 to 2963 and encodes 868 amino acids. Lineage: Eukaryota; Metazoa; Mollusca; Bivalvia; Venerida; Veneridae. The record is from RefSeq and is a predicted model, not a curated record.
UCUAUAUUAAGGUCAGCUGUGACUCAGUUACUGUCAUAUGUACAAUCAAUAAGGAAUUCCAGGUGUGAUAAACAAUACAAAACAUUUACAAUCAUUCUGAUCAGUGUGCAAGAAAGGAAAAUUUAAAUAAAUUCAAAAAGCAAUUUGGAAUAUUUAACUGUGGAGAGAAAUAUUUAAAUUUAGUGUAACAAAGCGUGACCUACAAAGCUAUUAACCUGUGCUUGUAAAACUGAAUAAAAUGAUGACACAAAGUUGAAUUACUGGUGUUCAAAAUUAAAGAUGGUGUACAACAUCUGACAGACCUAAACUUCUGUAAACAGCAAAGUUUAUUUCCUGCUUUCGUGAAGGAGUUCAGUAUGGAUCAUAUCAUCAGAACUGUUCCCCUUGUAUUGUUCCUGGCCACAUCAGUAGUGUCGCAGAGUUGUGUUUCUCCAACAAGCAGCUGUGAUUGUUUCCAAGAGAAUGGAAACAAAAUUAUCAACUGUCGAUAUAAAAAUUUGACUGAAAUUCCAACAUUUACUGACACAAAUCAAGUUUAUUAUGAAAUACGAUUUACUUCAUCUGAAGAGACUGGAAUGUGUCAAUCUUCUUCUGGCUGCAACAAUAUCAGACAGAUAGGAGCAAAUGCCUUUGCUAACUUGAAAGUGAAGAGAAUAGAUCUGCUAAAUAAUCCUAUAACAACAAUAGACCAUGAUGCUUUUGAUGGUUUAACUCCAGAACUGGAAGCCAUUUCACUUGAAGGAGAUGGAUCAAGUGUGAUGCCAUACCAAGCACUUGCCUCUCUCGAUGUACAUCUAAAAAAUCUGCAUCUUGAAAACUAUGGCCAUCAAGUUAUUCAGUCCCCAAUUGUCUUUCCAUUUCCUAAUUUAGAAUCCCUUACAAUUAAAAAGUGGACAAGACUUGACAGUAUCGAUGCAGCUGUAUUCGGUGUAAUGCAGAAUUUGACGGAACUGAAGUUAAUCACAUUAAAAAAUCUUACUACUCUUCCAGUGCCUGCAGUUCAAAAGUUUUUGAAGUUAACAUCUAUUGAUAUUAUGGACACUGGUAUAAGAUCUAUUUUUGGAGACACAUUCACACCAAUGUCAGUGCUACACGAUGUCAAAAUACGUAACAAUAUAUACUUAAAUACAAUAGAUCAAAGAGCAUUUAGUGGAAUUACUGACACUGUAGAAUACUUAGAUAUUGACAAUAAUAAUCUAAAUGGUGUAAUGAGUAUUGAAUUUCUCCGAAAUGAAAACUGGCCUGUUUUAAACCAUUUAAACAUUGGAUAUAACUACAAUCUAAAGAACCUUCCAAGUGGAAUAUUCACUAGAACUCCAACUUUAGCUUACCUAACAUGCCAGGACAUUGGAUUAACAAGUAUAAACAAAGACAUGUUAACUGGACUUUCAAAUCUGCAUACGCUUGAUCUAGCAUAUAAUGAAAUAAGAACAGUUUCAACAGAAACAUUUAAAAAUUCACCAACUUUGGUUGAACUUCGACUGCAUGAUCAGCACAAUAAUGACCAUAUAGACUUUCAAAAUAAUGCAUUUAGUGGAAUUGAAACUUCCAUAGAGACGCUUAGUCUUUUCAAAAACAAGUUCAAUGUUUCUCAAUUUUGGAAUGACAUAUCAAGGCUGUCAAAUUUGUUAGUGCUAGAAGUUAUGGAUACUGGUAUUGAAAAUAUUCCUGAUAAAGUUUUCAGAAAUAACGUAAAACUUACAGAUUUACACAUGGCUGAUAACAAUAUAACUUCAAUAAAACAAGAGACAUUUUAUGGUCCUAGAGAUACUCUGAGGACUAUAGACCUUCAGAGAAACAAAAUACAAACAAUUGAUCAAUGUACAUUGAAUGACUUUCCUACCAAACCAAAGCUGACAUUGGCAGGGAAUCCACUGAACUGUGACUGUGAUUUGCUUUGGUUAUAUGACUGGUUUAAACUGCAAAGUGACCAAGACAGAGUUGCUUAUCAGGAUAUAGGAGCUUGUUCAUCACCACCUCUUCUUGCUAAUAAAUACUUCACAGAAUUCACUAGGAAUGAAAUGUGUGCUGGCGGAACUUCAGUCGUAACUUGCCCAGACUUAUACCUAACAACAACAACAUCCACCACAACUACCAGCACAACAACAACAACAACAACUCAAAGUCCUACCACACCACCUUUGCCAGGAUUUGAGCUUCGGAUAAAUAACAGGGAAACUAACUCUAUUGAGGUAACUUGGGUGAUAAAUGACAGGACACAUGUAACUGGUUUAAAAAUUGAGAUGAUCUCUAAUUACCAAGGCAAAAAAAUCGCCUAUCCAGGACUCGAUGCCGCAUCACACACAUUCUACCAGUUGAGGCCGGACAACACUUACACUUUCUGUCUUGUGCUUAAAAUUGAAAAUGCAUACCGAGAUAGUAAGCCAGACUGCAAGAAUACGGAGACACGCCCACUGUUCACAGAUACCAAACCAUCCACAACAACACUGGCACCAGAGUCAGACUCUCAGCUGGGCAUCAUCAUUGGUGCAUCUGUUGGAGGAACCGUUCUUGUGGCUCUUAUUAUAGCUAUACUUGUGGUUCUCCUUAAGUCUAACAAACCAAAGAAAAGGAAACCCCUGUCUGAGCCUGUAAGCUUCACCAUGAAAGCUGAUGUUCCGCAUGCUGGUGGAACUGCAAGACGUUAUGGCAAAAAAGUGGAGAAGGAAGGUGCUACUCCUGAUGAUAUAAAUAUAACUGUAAUAUCAAAUGGAGAUAUGAAUAACAAAGGUAGAAUAUCUGCUGGUAGUUACCAAGCUUUAAAUGAGAAAGGUGUAGACUCUCGGCCAAUGCCUUCAUCACCGGGACAUUAUACAAAUAGUGUUGAAGAUAGACCUUUACCAAAGGCUCCCUAUGGCUCAAAAGCAGCAACUGGACAUGGAUAUGUUAACACAGGAUAUAAAAAUAGUGCAGAACAUUUACCAGAAUCUUCCACAAAUGAAUAUAGUGAAGUUCGAUACUGACAAAGGUAAAAGUUCUGACUUAACUGACACAAAUGGUUGUGAGAUAGUGUCAUAUUCAACCAGUGCCAAUAUAUUUUCAUAAACUCAGUAAUUUGGUAACACAUAUUUCAAACAAACAGAACAUGUCACUGAAGACUACAGAAGUGCAGUCCAAAACUGCCCUAUGUUUUAACAUAGAUUGUUAUAGCAAUAAUGCGAGAUAUACGCUUGCGGAAUAAUUUCACAUUUUAUGCAUGCGGCAUAUAACUAAUUCGUAUUCUGCUUAAUAUCAUUUUGAUUCUAAUAUGGUUUUUUAUGUAAAUCAGUAGAUAAAAUAGAGAAGCACUAUUUCCUGGUGCAUGUAUUUCGCCAAAUAUGGGAGGUCGAUGUGAGGUUAACUUAUAACUGUGUUUUAACAGUGUUAAAAAAACAGAAAGAAAGAUGUCCUGUGGACUAACUUAGGAAUGAAUAGAUGUCCAAUGAUUUAUUUUUCGCGCCUUAUAACCUAAACCAAUUCCAUUAUAUCAUUUCAAUUCUGAAACAUCUUUUAUAUAAUAUAGUAGAUUAAAUAUAGUAGCACUCUUUGGCGCCAAAUAAUACGCCAAUGUGACAUCAGAUUUCCAUGUUUUUAUGGAAAUGUGCAUAGAUUUUGUUAUUAGAAUAUUCCUUUGUCACACUUAUUUGCAGGCUUUGUAAAUUGUUCAAGAUUAAGAUUGUUUUAAUGUAAAGAAAGCAAAAUUUUGAUUGACUAGAAUGUUUAUAUCUAUAUGUGUUGAAGUCUAAAAAGACAAAUUAUAUGUUGCUCGUUUUACAGUAACUGUUAGACAUGUAUUUAUGAUCAUGUAAUAUUUUGCUCUGUCUCUUGUUUAAACGUGAGGCUUAUUUUAUCUUUAUGUUUAUUACACACAUUCUGCUAAUAGACAUGAUGUUUUUAAAAACUGUAUUGACCAUACUGUCAGAUUUCAUACUUUUGGUUCACUUAUUAAAUCAAACAGAUACCAGGAUUAAAUUAGCAGUAAAUUGCGGAUCAUGAUAUGAUAAAAGAAGGUCAACUAGCUUCGAUUUUUCAUUUCAUGUCUGUUAGUAUCUACCUAAACAAGUCAUAUAAAUCUUGACCGAAAUAGGCUGUAACUGAAAAUAACUGAAGAGCAGUUAUUUGGUAUAAAAAUCUACUUUUCAAGUUUAUCAAAAAAUAAAAGGGCUUUGGAAGGAGUGAUGAGACUUUCCGAUGUACAUGCUAGAUUUGCUUAAUUAUAUAUACAGUCAAACUUUAAAGGCAGAAAUUUACAUUAAAUAAAAUUUAGAUGUGGACUUCAUUAAGACGCAGCUAAGAAACAUAGGAAUCUUGAAAAAGAUACUAAAGCCUUCCAAAGCCUUGAUAACUUUUAUGUUUUUCUAGUUUUUAGGAAAGUACUUAUUAAUCAACAUAUAUAGCAGUUUUGAAAUCCCAUCACUGCUUGCAGAAGUAUAACUGUAUUAAUGUAUGUUUUAUGAAAAUACCAUAGUUAUUAAAUGUAGCUUAAAUAUUUCAUUAUGAAACAUCUGUGAUAUUUCUUACAUAUCAGAAAAAUUUUACUUGUAUAUAGCCCAGUGUAUAUUAGAACAUAUCAUGUACAUAUCAUUUUAAACAUACUUUAAAAUACAUUCCAGUCAAGUUUUACAAUACAUUGUAUCUUAUUAUAAUUUUCAAUUACUGUAUAAAAUAUACAUACUGAUGUGAGAAACAAAAAUAUUGCAAACAAUAUAUUUCUUAUAAAUGUUAAAUAUAUUGAAUAAAUAGAAAAUGUAAUUUAGCUUUCACAUUAAAUUGAAGCCACCUGAAUUCAUGCAUGAAGUAGUGUAACUAGACAGUUAGUCUAAAUGUUGUAGCUUUCCUUUAGAAUUCAUUGUAUAUAAUCCAUUCUGAUCUCAUUUAUGAACUAUUUAUUCAGGAUAUUAUACAUACAUUUAUCUUCUAACAUUCAAUGCAUGAAUGACAUGGUACCAAAGAUUCAACUAUGCAUAAUUUUAGCAAAAAUUUGGACAAAUAGUUUGGGGCUUUUACUGAUAGAUGUUAGACAUAAUAUGCCAGCUAUGGAAGAUUUGUCUAGUUGUAUAGUUAAUACAAAGAGUAGCAAGUUCUUACAUUUCUGAUUUAUGACUCUUGCAAGAACAGAUGGCAGUGUGCUGCAGAGCUGACAAGCUCUCUCUCUCUCUCUAUUCAGGAAGCUACAUUUUUGCAUCCUUUUAAGUUCACGAGCAUGACAGAAAAAUGUCUUUAACCUUUACCCAGCAUUCAAUUUGAUCAGUACCAUUUAUUAUUCAAAGGGGUUUUUACUAAAAAUUUACUGACAGAAUAGCGAACAGUGCAGACCAUGAUCAGCCUGCACAGAUGUGCUUGCUGAUCUUGGUCUGUGCUGGUCGCAAAGGCAGAAUCACUUGCCACCAGCAGGCUAAAGGUUAAACAAAGUUGUUUUCUUGCGACACUCUUUGUUUAAAGUUUUUUAAAUCAGGACAUUAACCUAAAAAUGAUUGACCGUUCGCUGACUGUUUUUCAAACUAAUGUAGAAAAAGUGUCCCUCAUGACUGUGUAAAAAAUCAUAUUACAGAUGUGUACAUACACACCAUUUCCAUUGUAUUUGAUUCUGUUAUGAUUUAUUUAUCAUGCAUAUAUUUGCAAACACUUUUGUACAAAUGUUUCACAAUUGUUGUGAAAAUUGUGUAAUAUUUUAUAUAUAUCUAUACAUGUACUGCUAUUUUUUCAAAGCUCUUAUUAAAAGAUUAUCUAUACAUACCAUUUCAAGAUUAUUCUUGACAAACUUGUUUAAACAGGAAACGCAUUUUAAGGGAUCAACAUAUUAUAGUAAAUUAUAAUGAUUUUGAUGUUCCCUAUUAAAUCUGGUAGCCAGCUUUAGAAAAUCUUGUGCCUGUUACAGCAUGCCAAGCAGUGUAUGUAAAAUAAUGGGACCAAAUACAUGAAACCCAGAAAUAUGUAAAAGCUGUUUAUUUAAAAUACAUUUCUUAUAACCAAAAUCUGACACAAACAGUGUUUUAUGCUCUUAAAUAUAUUUUUAUUACUGUAGUGUGACUAGAGAGUCCUACUCUUUCUUUGUGAAAUAUAAUUCCAUAACUUAUUUCAUGGAGGGAAAAAAUCCAGGGAUAUUUUACUAUACUGGUAUACAUUGUCCAUGAACUAUAAAUUUUCUUAAUGCUUUUUGUGCACUUCAAGUAAGAGGGGAUACUUGAACAUUAACAUGACUGACAGUCCAUCUACAACAUAAAAUACAACAUUUUGCUAGGCAUGUACAUUUGUCAAACCAUUUUCUGCUGUAAUUAUCAUAAGUAAGUUGUGGGUGUAAUGAGAUGACAAUAUAAAACCUAAGACUUUUUGCGACACUGUUUAUUUAAUAGGCUUCUUUUUCCACCCAAAAGCAUUGUUAGCGAUAUUAUCAAUUAGCCUAUUUGUACAAUUUCAAUUUUUUGUAGAACAGAAGCUUUCACUGUGUGUUGUUACCAUAGUAACACCAUUUGUUUCUAGGAUAAAUAAUUUGCAUAUCACUUCAUAAAAUAAGGCAACAGCUUUACCGGAUAGAUAAUCAAACACAUGAUACUAAUUAUAUUAAGAAUAAUGUUAUCUAUUACAUACACUGAAUUUUAUAUGACAUGAUUUUUCAUUUUUAUCUUUUUACUAUAUUGUUCAACUUUGUUCAUGUAUGUUAACUAUUGUUUAAAAUGAUAUAUAUAUUUGUUAUUUUCACAUGUUUGUUUCAGGAAUGUUUUAUACAAGUUACAAGAAUACUAUAAUCUUUGAACAAUUCUGGAAAUUAUAUGUAAAGGAUAUAAAAUCUGAGUAUGUUUUCUUUCAAAGAGGUUCCAAAUCACUACAUUUAGUAAAAUACCUCUGCCUGUUUUUGGAAGAGGGGUCUAUUUUCCAAACAAUAUCUUAUUCAAAACUGCUAGAAAGAGGAAUAAAAAUUGUGUAUAUCUUC